AUGGGUUUGCCAUGCAAACACAUGUUAGCUGCCAGAAGAAUUAAAGAAACAUCUGUUUUUUCUGAACUCGGUGUUGCUUCAAGAUGGUGUAAACAACAGUUGUAUCAAAAGCAUAGAAUUUUCCAAUCACCUGCUGUUCAAGAGAGUCAUGUGGCUGUGUCAUUGCUUAAGGACAGACCCUUAACGAAUGCAGAAAAGUUUUGUCGUGGUAAUCGUCUUCUUCAGCGUUUAGCAGAAUUAGUUGCUGAUGGGGGUAUGUCACAAUAUGGUAGCAGAAUGAAACUUCUUGAAGACUUAACCAACAUCUGGAGUGCCAAUCGUGAAGCCAGAGUUAUUGCAGUUGAUUUUAAUUAUGAUCAAAGCACUUCUUCUACAAAGGAAGUAGUUAACAUUCCUGCAGCUGAAAAACUACUUGAUGACAUUGAUUUCACAAAAGUAAAUACUUUAAUAUCCAAAGUAGAUAGCGUAGAUAGAUCAUCUUUAUUAAUAAAUCAAGUCAGGGAAGAAUUUAAUGAAAAUACUAAUCAAGUCAUGACUACUCAGUUGGAAAAAGAAUUUAAUGAAAAUACUCAAGUCAUGACUACUCAGUUGGAAUACGGAAACGAUCAUCCUAAAAACAAUACUUUAGAAGUUCCUUCAACUUCAAAUGAAGUAAAUAUUAAAAAACUGAAAUUUCCCUCAGCAGUUCUAUGUCGUGGAAGGCCAAAAUUAAAAGUAAAAAAAAAUGCGAUUGGCCUGCGCAUUCUGCAAAAAAAUCAUUGUGUACCAUUUCAAAUGAAGUCGAUUCCAGAAAAAGUGGAAAUUUCACAUAGUGAAGAAGAAACACCAAAGGGUCUGCUGGUUGUUAAGUUUACUAAGUUAUUUCUUGAAAGGUGUUUACUAAAAGCUCCACCAUUUUUAUGGCCAUAG
Hydra vulgaris (swiftwater hydra) is the source of this 909-nucleotide messenger RNA. The record is from RefSeq and is a predicted model, not a curated record. Lineage: Eukaryota; Metazoa; Cnidaria; Hydrozoa; Anthoathecata; Hydridae.